This is a messenger RNA of Annulohypoxylon maeteangense, 2840 nucleotides long. RefSeq names its product acetyl-CoA synthetase-like protein. Gene Ontology annotation, molecular function: long-chain fatty acid-CoA ligase activity. NCBI's taxonomy places the organism in Eukaryota, Fungi, Ascomycota, Sordariomycetes, Xylariales, Hypoxylaceae. Gene Ontology annotation, cellular component: endoplasmic reticulum; membrane. The record is from RefSeq and is a predicted model, not a curated record. The coding region runs from base 525 to 2657 and encodes 710 amino acids. Gene Ontology annotation, biological process: long-chain fatty acid metabolic process. The transcript has 3 exons.
GCAAGAACAUGUGCUGCUCACUCGACUAGCUUCAUUCAACUACUGCUUAUGAAAAUCCUUGAAAAAUAGAUAGGGGCGCGAUGUUUCCAGUCUCGGGGGGAUUUGGUUUUCUUCUCUAGCACAGCAUCGGGGCAAUUUGGAGCUACUUACGUACUUAAACGUGUUUCCAAGCUCGAAAGUCAAGUUGGUGUUUCCUUCUCCAGAUAUAUCAAUGUUUAACUGAGCUUAGAGCACUCCACACCUCGGUAUCUACCCAUACUAAGUGGGUCACAACUGUGGAAGUACACCAGCUUUACAAUAAAGAUCGCGACCCGAGGAUAAACCUAGAACUUAAACUUCCCCCCUUACGUUUGUCCCCUUCAUCAUACCUUGUACUUACCAACCUAUCGACUUAUCAACUGCCGUUGGGAACCCGUUGCACCAGUUGCAUCAUUCAAUCCGAUACAACUGCAGCUGCAGCUUCAACACCAACAUACUCGCAUCCUUACUACCCUCGACCUAUUUAACCGGAAUAUUAAGUAACGAUGGGAGGAAUUGGCCCUGAUCCGCAGACUGUUGCGUAUAUUAAAGAGUUGUCAAAACCACCACCUCCAGGUUCGCCUUACGCUUUGCCUGUUCCCGGUUCCGAACGCGAGGGGAGAUCUCCCAUCUAUAGGCAUUAUCAAUUCACCGACAAGCCUUUGCUCGAAACUUAUGUGCCCGAAAUUCGCACAUUUUACGAUCUGUUCCAAGAUGCCGUAAAGCGAUUCCCCGAUAACAAAUGCCUCGGCACGCGAUCCUGGAACCCGACGACUAAGUCCUGGGAGAAUCACUUCAACUGGCAGACGUACGCUGAAGUUGCUACGCGAAGCAAGAACUUCGGAUCGGGUAUAUAUGAGCUUCAUCGCCGUAUUGGUAUUCCCGCUGGCAGCAGCCAUGGAGUUGGUAUCUGGAGUCAGAAUAGAGCCGAAUGGCAGAUCACAGAUCUCGGAUUGACAUCGCAGUCGCUCUUCUCUGUCUCGCUCUACGAAACCCUAGGACCCGAUGCCUCCGAAUACAUUAUCAGACACUCCGAACUCUCCUGCGUAGUGUCCUCGCUACCUCAUAUCCCAACCCUGCUUGCCCUCGCACCCCGAAUACCUCACCUCAAAUUAAUCAUCUCUAUGGACCCCCUAGACUCUGGUGAACCUGAGGGAUACUCCAAAUUGGCGAUGCUGAAUGGUAUCGCUGCUCAGCAUGGAGUUCAGAUAUGGUCUUUCCAGGAUGUCGAAGCCCUCGGGGCGAAAGCUGCCCACGCUGCGCGACCUCCCCGUCCUGAAGAUAUCCUCACCAUCAAUUACACAUCCGGCACGACCGGUGAUCCCAAAGGUGUGGUACUUACCCAUGCCAACUGUGUCGCGGCCGUCGCCAGUGCUCGCUCCAGCGGGUCUUAUGCCGAAAAGGACGUCACUUUCUCUUAUCUACCUCUUGCUCACAUCUACGGGCGAAUGAUUGACCAAUGUGCGGUGACUACGGGUUGCGCCGUUGGAUAUUUCCAUGGAGAUAUGUUGGGAGUUGUUGACGACAUGAAACUUUUAAGACCUACUGGGUUCGUCUCGGUGCCUCGUCUGUUCAACCGAAUUGCUAUGGCUAUUCGAACCCAGAGUGUUGAGGCGGAUGGUGUGAAGGGUGCUCUCUCACGGAGAGCGAUAGAAGCGAAGAAGGCCAGCAUGAAACUGCCACCUGGCCAGGCGCAUAACAAGCACUUCCUCUAUGACAGAAUAUGGACGCCCAAGGUACGAGCUGCUGUUGGCUUGGAUCGAUGUCGUUCUAUGGUGAGCGGAAGCGCACAACUCGACCCUAACGUUCACGAGUUUCUCCGAGCAGCCAUGGGAAAUUUCUUCUGUCAAGGCUACGGUCUUACAGAAUCAUACGCCGCGGCAUCAUUCCAGCUCGAUGGCGACUUUACAGUUGGCAACGUAGGCGGCCCGAUGCCUGGUGUAGAAAUAUGUCUAGAAUCCCAACCGGAACUUGAAUAUCUAGUUACGGACAAGCCUAGGCCACGAGGUGAGCUGCUAUUGAGAGGACCAUUCAUUUUCGGCGGAUACCUAAAGAACGAGGAGGAGACCAAGAAAGCCUUGGAGGCUGAUGGAUGGUUUCACACGGGUGAUAUCGCCGAGAUCGACGAAUUAGGCCGAAUCAAGAUCAUCGACCGUAAGAAGAACGUCCUCAAACUGUCUCAAGGAGAAUAUAUUUCCCCGGAGCGAAUUGAGAAUGUGUUCAUGGGUAAUUCGUCCCUGAUUGCUUCUGCCUUCGUUCACGGCGAACCCAGUCAGUCAACGCUAGUCGGCAUCUUCGGCGUAGAUCCGGCCACAUUCGGACCUUUCGCCAGUAAGGUGCUGAAGAAGACGAUAGACGCCGGAGAUAUCGAAGGUAUCAAGACCGCCGCUCAGGAUCCCCGUGUGGUAAAGGCCAUGGUUAAACAUCUCGAAGAGAUUGCCAAGAAGUACAAAUUCAACGGUUACGAACGCGUACGCAAUUGUCUACUAGACGUCGAACCGUUUACCGUAGAGAACGAGCUCUUAACACCAACCCUAAAACUUAAGAGACCCCAAACAGUACGGAAGUUCAGGACCGAUAUUGAUCGGAUGUAUGAUGAAAUCAAUUCGGAAACAACAAGCGUCAAAGCCAGGCUAUAGUCCGGCAAUCGAGGUUGUAUGUACAAGGUAUAAACUGUACAUUUUCGUUCACUUGUGUAUAACAUCGACGGCGUUAAGCCAGCUUAAAUAUAAUGCAUCAUUGCUUAAUGUUUUAACACCGUUCAUUGUUUAAAUAUUUUCAUUCCGUGUUUUUAUAAAAAUAAAAAGUAAAGUUUUAAUAUA